UCAAAAAAAUUAAAAUGAAAAUAAAAACUUCCGCGAUCGGAAAAAAAACUCCGCCCUGAAUUACCACCGCUCCGCCGCCGUGAUCUACCACCGAUCUCCGAUCCGCCACCUUAAUCUAUCACUAAUCCUCCUCCGUGAGUACCGCCGAUCCGCCGCCGUGAAUGGAAGGAGUAGGAGCGAGAUUCGGCCGUUCAUCAACUCGUUACGGUCCAACUACAGUAUUUACCGGUCCGGUUCGUAAAUGGAAGAAAAAAUGGGUUCACAUUAACUCUGUUAAAAGCAAUAAUCAAUCAACGCCAGCUAAUGGCGGAGUUAACGGCAGAUUUAACGGUAGAGUUAACGGCGCUAACGGUUCUAAUCUCGUGUUUUUGAAGUGGACUCCAAUUACUGCUAGCCAAAAGGAUGGCGAUUCAAAAAGCUCUGAUAAGGACGACGCCGUUCCGAUCGAUGAAUCGGAACCUCGAAAGCGAAAAUUCAAAUAUAUACCGGUCGCGCUGUUUGAUGAUCAAAAGAACGAGACAUCAGACCAGGAUGAGGCUGAAACUAAACCAAUGGAGGCUGAUGCAAUUACCGUGGAGCCAACAUCUCAAGCUGAUGAUUGUGAUGAAAAGCCUGAUAUCAAUGAUGUGCCAAUGGAAGAAAAUAAGGAUCCAGAGGAUCAACCUCCAGAAAGACAAGAUUUAAACGAAAGCACACUGGACUUGUCGUUAGGCUUCACAGAUCAUGAGGAAAACGAUGCUGACAUGAAAACCAAUCAGACAAAAGACGGUAAAUUGGACAGAGUGAACUCCAGUAGCACCGGGUAAUGCUACUCGAAUCAGUUGGGCGUUUUUAACUGCAUUAUUCCUUAAUUGACAAUGACUUUAAAGGUAAGUGUAAUGUAAAAGCCAUUGUACUAGAAUAUAGAGACACAAAAAAAGUUUUCCUUAUUGACUGAGUUCAUAUUCUUUUUCACCGGAAUUGUAGUAAAACAAUACUCUUACGAUAUUGGACUUGGUUGAAUGAAAUAUAACCUUGUUUGAUUUCUUA
Molecule: messenger RNA, 1029 nt
Organism: Capsicum annuum
Lineage: Eukaryota; Viridiplantae; Streptophyta; Magnoliopsida; Solanales; Solanaceae
Exons: 3
Coding region: 162-806 (214 amino acids)
Source: RefSeq, a predicted model, not a curated record